This is a messenger RNA of Chiloscyllium plagiosum (whitespotted bambooshark), 477 nucleotides long. The record is from RefSeq and is a predicted model, not a curated record. Lineage: Eukaryota; Metazoa; Chordata; Chondrichthyes; Orectolobiformes; Hemiscylliidae.
UACUGAGUACAGGUCUCACUAUCCUGCCUGGUCCUCUCACUCCGACAGCAUUCUACAACCACACUGGAGUCUGUCUCUCUCCUGGUGAUUCUGAACAAAACUCUUGUGUUUUUGCUCCUCAGUUGGGUGUCGUGGGACAGGAGCCUGUGCUGUUUGCACUCUCUGUCAGGGACAAUAUCUGCUAUGGCCUCCACAACGUUCCGAUGUCAUCGGUCACUGCAGCAGCUCAGAAGGCCAAUGCCCAUGAAUUCAUCGAGGGACUGGAGCAUGGCUACAGCACAGAUGUUGGAGAGGCAGGAGGACAGCUUUCUGGUGGAGAGAAACAGAGAAUAGCCAUUGCUCGCGCUCUCAUCCGGCAACCUCAAAUCCUCAUCCUCGACGAAGCAACCAGCUCCCUCGAUGUGGAGAGUGAGCAUACGGUGAGUGAGCAGCCUCAGGUUUCACAGAAAAUCUUAUUACAGAGCGUUAUUACACUGU